Messenger RNA from Folsomia candida, 2000 nucleotides. RefSeq lists its product as uncharacterized. The coding region runs from base 948 to 1976 and encodes 342 amino acids. NCBI's taxonomy places the organism in Eukaryota, Metazoa, Arthropoda, Collembola, Entomobryomorpha, Isotomidae. The record is from RefSeq and is a predicted model, not a curated record. Gene Ontology annotation, molecular function: catalytic activity. The transcript is spliced from 2 exons.
CGAUCGAUGAUGGUACUGGGAAUUCUUAUUGGAACUUGUACCACGGGCAAUGUCCACCUGGGGGUUACUUUGACCCUACACUACUUAUUUGUAUGGAAAGUCCAGUUUUACCCAGUACGAUAACUAUGACCCCUGCAGUAUUCACGUGCACAACAGAAGGCACAUUCCCAAGUGAGGAUUGUAGCAAAUAUUAUAGGUGCAUCACACUUGAUGGCGUACUACGAAAAUACAUCAUGACUUGUCCAGAAAAUACUUUCUUCAACGCUACAAGUUUACUAUGCACUAUUGGAACCUGUAGCUCAACGACAACUCUGGCCCCGCCAACUACUAUAGGGCCCGGAGGAACAACAACACUAGCAACUACGACGCCGCCACCAACUACCGUACCAAGUACGGUUCCAACAACAAUCCCAACUACAGUUCCAACUACCGCACCAACUACAGUUCCAAUGACAGUUUCAACUACCAUAUUAACCACCACAACCCUGGCCCCAUUCCAAUGCAAGGUUCCAGGUACUUUCCCGGACCCUUCAAGCUGCAGAAAAUACAUCAGGUGCGUCUUGAUUUCAGGAAUAUUGCGAACAUAUUUUUACACUUGUCCCCAAGGAUCAUACUUUAAUUCAAUCCAGACGUUGUGUGUGCUUGGGACAUGUUAAAACCCUUGUGUGAAUUUGAUUAUACAAAUUUCAAUUUGUAUCAUCAAUCUCUCCCGCGCGCCCGUGUUGGCAGCAUGGGAGAAAAACCUGCUCUCCUCAUAUUUUAUAUAAUUUUAAGUUUUCUACCAUUUAAAUUAAUUCAUUGAGCGAAUUUUCCAUCAAAGGUUGUUUUAAUUUAAUAGUAUAAAGUGCUCUAUACAUUACACUACUAAUUAAUUGCUGAUUCCGCCAACGACAUGGGUUUAUCUGGCUGGAUUUCUUGUUCCUGUUCCUGUUCUCAUAUCAUUAUAAAUGAACGGAGGGGCAGUUUGGCGAGCUAACUGCCCCUUUAUUGGCAAGUCUCCUCCCCCUGAUUUUUACAACUUGUACAAAGAGAAAAUUGCGUGUCAUAAGUUCAAUGAUAUCUCACAAAGGAUUAACUUAUUCAGGCAGCUGGAAAAUCAUUCUUCUGGGAUUUCGUCAUCAUUAUGGAACCAAAUUGAGGACUUCAAUUAUUAUUACUCCACCUCCACUUAUCGUUCAAAAAAGAAGAAGAAAAAGAAAGGCGCUAAACGAGGAAGACGGUUUGAAGCGAAGAAAUCUUUUACUAAAUAUUUAAAUAACAUCCCUCGUGGUCUAGUUUUGAAUAAUUUAAUUAAUAUUGGAAUAUCGGAGUGUAAAAAAUCGUCCCCUCUCAAAUUUAAUUUACCCAGAUUUUUUUACACAAACCCAACGUCUCUAUCCGUAGCAAAAUUGGACAUUUUUGAAGGUUUACUGGUUGACCAUGAUUUAGGGCUUUUCUGUGAGACAUGGUGGAAAAAUGACCAGGUUAAAAAUAUCCCGCAUUUUAAUACUUUCGCUAGGAACAGAAAUUAUACUGAUAUUAAGGGGCGUAUAAAAAAGGGUGGUGGAUUAGCUAUCUUUCUCAGGGACACAUUUAGAGGUAGAAUAUAUAAUCCUAAUGUCAAAGUCGACGAACGUAUUGAGUUUCUUGUAAUAUCUGUUAAACUUGAUUUGUUGCCUUACUCACUUUCAAAUGUAAUUAUUAUAUUAAUUUAUAUUCCGCCCCAAUAUGUAACGGAACUAAGUCAAGAGCUUAACGAGUUUUUAAGUAAUGUGGUAACCAAUGUAAAAACCAAAUUUUCUAAGCCUGGUAUAUUUUUGUUUGGCGAUUUUAACCGGUGGGAUUAUGGCCAAUUUGUCGAAACUUCUAAAUUAGAUUUAGUAGUACGUUUCCCUACGUUUUUUAAUUCUAGAUCACAUAGUAUGAGUAACCUUGACUUAAUUUUUACUAAUUUAAAAUCAUAUUAUUGCGAGCCUGUUCCACUGCCCCCCUGUUAAAGGAACGGCAAGAAAUAGAGUACA